Purpureocillium takamizusanense is the source of this 1461-nucleotide messenger RNA. RefSeq lists its product as uncharacterized. NCBI's taxonomy places the organism in Eukaryota, Fungi, Ascomycota, Sordariomycetes, Hypocreales, Ophiocordycipitaceae. The record is from RefSeq and is a predicted model, not a curated record. Bases 1 to 1461 code for a protein of 486 amino acids. The transcript has a single exon.
AUGACAUCGGAGGAAAAGUUCGCCGUGCUGGCCAAGAUCCAGACAUUUGCCGACGUUUGGGGUCCGGUCUGGUCCGUCCCUGCGCAGGACGGAAAGCCAACGCACAUGUCUCAGCAUCUCCUGUCCAAGGGUGUUAUUCGUGCGCCGUAUGGGCAGCAAAACCCGCAGAUUGCCGGUCGAAUGGCCGUACUAUGUCACUGGGACCGCUACCGGAGUCCCGUGCAACAAAAACACGAUGCCAGACUGUAUACAUAUAUGGACAUGGACGCCUGGUUGCUUAUUCAAGGAAACCUACGUAACAACGACGAAUGCCGCUACACACUUGACCAUUAUGAGAGCCAUGUUUUUUUCGACGCAGGCUUCCUGGGAACUGUUUCCGAGACUUGGAACCUUGAUACCCGGACGUAUGGAAUGACUGCCGGGCAGUGGCUCAACCUUGUCGUGUCUGGAACACACAAGCGCAUACCAGGGAUACCGCUCAAAGACCACAUUCUGAACAAAUUCAAGUUUAACCCCCAAAAUGCCAAUAUCGAAUGGUUGAACAACUUUGUCGGCGCAGAAAUCAGCCACUGCACGGGAAACGCCCGUCGCGUCAGAAUGAGAGACAUUCUCAAACUACGUUCCGUCCAAGGUCGCCUACUGCGCUACGACCCCCUGUGGGAGGCUACUGACUGGGGAAGACGAUUCUAUGAGGCCCUCAGAGACGACGAGGUUCGUGUGCUGACGGAUUUGUGGGAUCAAAACGUGGAAAUGCGGAGGAAUAUAGCAAAUCUCAUUUGUCAGAUUCUUGAGCUUCUACACACCACUGGGACCCAAGGAGAGCACCUCAUCGUUGCUUACUUUAGCAAGAAUGUCGACAGGCAGAUAGAGCUGAACGUCCGCGGCAACGAUUGGGCGAGGCUCUUCGAGGACAGCGAAAAGUCAGCGACAUUCGCGGUCGUUGGCGACACCUGCAUGACGUAUCAGGGGACCGCCCGGGAAACCGUUGCUCGAUGCUUGUGCGGUCGGGACGGCCUGGGCCUAUACACCACGGUCCUACAAACGAGAGUCCUGUUUCCAGAUGGCUUCCCGUGUUCAAACGACAUCGUCUCCAUCAAGCCACACAAAGGAAAUUACCGCAUCUUACAUGUUGAGACGAAUCGCGCAAAACAAGUCAUGCUGGAGCCCGCGGACGCGAACAUAUCUAGGCGGAAACCCGUUCACGGGUGGGAAGUCAUGGAUGGAGAUCCUCGGCGGCCUCGAGAACAGCACGAAAUGCGAGCCAUCAUCAAAGCCUCUACUGUAACCCACGCUGGCAUGAACAGGGAAAGGCAGGCGCCACUUGUCGCACCCGCCGAGGCGCAUCACCACCGGAGCAAUGGAUUACAAGGUGCUCCUGCAGCAAACCAGCGCAGAAAGCAAAGGAGGCAACGAAAGAGCCCUCGAACACAAACGCCCAAUCAAUGCUGUUAUAUUCUCUAG